This is a messenger RNA of Diaporthe amygdali, 1704 nucleotides long. RefSeq lists its product as uncharacterized. The transcript is spliced from 6 exons. The coding region runs from base 1 to 1704 and encodes 567 amino acids. The record is from RefSeq and is a predicted model, not a curated record. NCBI's taxonomy places the organism in Eukaryota, Fungi, Ascomycota, Sordariomycetes, Diaporthales, Diaporthaceae. Gene Ontology annotation, molecular function: hydrolase activity, acting on carbon-nitrogen (but not peptide) bonds.
AUGCCUUCUCUCCUCUUAAGAGGAGGCCUCUGGCUGUCAUUUGCCGUGGUGGUGGUGGCGGUCUACCUUGGGCUUCAAGGCCCACUCCAAGAGGUCUUCACGUCGACUCCCCAGGUCCAAACAUUUUGCUAUUCGCAGGGCAUCACGGCUAAAUUCUCAACUCAAGCUUCGGCAUCGUGCUUCACCGUUGAGGACGGGGUUUUUGGUGAGGUCUUCAAACCCAAAUCAAAUCCCGUCGAGCUUCGCCCAGGCCAUGCCAUUCCUGGCCUUUGGGAUGGUCAUGGCCAUUUGGCUCAGUAUGGAGAGUUUCUCCAUUCCGUGGACCUGUUCGGAUCCAAAUCAAUAAAAGAGGCGACGGACCGUCUGACAGCCUAUGUUUCGGCACAUCAGGGCGUUGGCUCCAGGGAUAACUGGAUCAGGGGCGUCGGCUGGGACCAGAUGGUAUUGGGGGAAAUGCCAACUGCAGCCAUGCUUGCCGACUUCAGCGGGCUGUACAUAAUGCUGGACCGCGUUGAUGUUCACUGCAUCUGGGUUUCCCAAGCGGUCCUAGAUCUGCUGCCGGACGACUUGCCUGAUAUUCCUGGCGGAGAGAUUGUCCGCGAGCCUGGGAUGGGCGUAUUUUGCGACAAUGCUAUGGAGGUCGUUAUGAAGUUUUGGCCACGGCCAGAUGGCGCUCGAAAGGCAACCUUCCUCAAGUCCGCGAUGGAAAGCCUCCACUCGGUUGGACUUGUAGGUAUACAUGAUGCGGGUGUCUUUACUAAUGAGCUGCAGCUGUAUAAGAAAAUUCUCAGUGCAGAUGACUGGUCGUUGCGUGUCUAUGCUAUGAUCGAAUGCGAGGAAAGGAAUACGUUUUGUCCAGAGAAAGUAUCCGCGUUCACCGAUGGUGAUGGGUUUCUUAGCGUCAAAAGCGUCAAACUCUUCGCCGAUGGAGCACUGGGUAGCUGGGGAAGCGCGAUGAUCGAGCCCUACUCCGAUCGCCUGGAUACGUCAGGCUCGCUUCUUGUCAAUGCAUCCACACUCACCUCCUUGGCAAGGUCAUGGUCGGCAGAAGGCUACCAAGUCAACAUUCACGCCAUCGGUGAUCUCGCGAACCGUCUCGCUCUUGAUGCAAUGGAAGCCGCACUCAUCGAUCUCUGCCCAGGACAAAUGGUGUCAGUCUGCCAGGCUAAGUACCGUUUCCGAAUAGAGCAUUCACAGAUAAUACAUCCUCACGACCAGGCGCGUAUGCGUUCUAUGGGAAUUAUUCCAUCAAUUCAGCCAACCCACGCGACUUCAGACAUGAGUUACGCUGAGCUGAGACUGGGAAGCGAGCGAACCGCCGGGGAGGCCUACAGGAUGCACUCCUUGCUCGAUUUACGGCCCGUGCUGGGGAGUGAUUUCCCAGUCGAGCCCCCCAACCCCUUCGAGGGCAUCUAUGCGGCUGUCGCCAGGAAGAGUCCCCAUACAGGCAAGGGUAAAGGCGGAAGUCUGGACAGCUGGUAUCCUGAGGAGGCGCUGACGCUUCGCGAGGCGCUGGUGGGUUUCACGGAGGGUCCUGCUCAUGGUGCUUUUCUUGACGGAAAGGCUGGAGUGAUACAGCCAGGGGCAAUGGCCGACUGGGUCGUCCUGGAUGAGCCCUGGGAGCACUUAGAUGUUGAGGACAUUCGUCACCUGAAAGUGAAGGAGACGUGGGUGGGAGGACGGCAGGUCUACUCGAGGGAGUAA